Molecule: messenger RNA, 1155 nt
Organism: Vairimorpha ceranae
Lineage: Eukaryota; Fungi; Microsporidia; Nosematidae
Product: histone acetyltransferase
Exons: 1
Coding region: 1-1155 (384 amino acids)
Biological process (GO): regulation of gene expression
Cellular component (GO): nucleus
Molecular function (GO): histone binding
Source: RefSeq, a predicted model, not a curated record
AUGAUAGAACGGGAAUAUUAUGAUAACGAAGUUUUCGAAGAACAUAAUGUAUGGAGAAAAAAUGUACCAUACAUGUAUGAUUUAAUGUUCUCUUACGCCUUAAAGUGGCCUUCUUUGUCAGUACAAUAUUUUCCUGAUAGUAGAAGAGAUGAUAGAAAAGAAAGCACUUCUCAAAGAUUGUUACUUAGCACCAACACCAAUGGUGAAGAACAAGAAUAUAUUCAUAUUGCAUCUGUCGAGUUUCCUGAUAAAUAUGAUGAAUUGUUAAGUGAUGAUUGUAAUGGAGAUCUAAGAUUUAAAUUUGAACAGUCUAUACCAGUGCACAGUUCAAUUAAUGUUGUUAGGUACAAUCCUGUAGCAUUUCAUUUACUUGCUGCUAGAUUUGACACAGAAGACAUUCACAUAUUUGAUUAUACUAAACAUUUAGCAACAAGUGAAUAUGCUGAACCUGAUGUUGUGCUAAAAGGUCAUUCUAAGGGGGGUUAUGGAUUAUGCUGGAAUCCGCUUAUUACUUCUGAACUUGCUACAGCGGGAGAAGAUAAUAAAAUCUGUAUUUUUAAUAUUACAGAAUCUAGUAAAAAUAUAAGAGCUACUACUAAAUUAAAAUAUCAUUCAAAGAUUGUAAAUGAAAUAUCAUAUAAUUACAAUAAUGACACUGUUCUUGCAUCAGUGAGUGACGACAAGUCUUUGAUAAUUUGGGAUACAAAAAUAAAAAAGCCUAGUUAUGUUGUGUCCGACGCACAUGAAUCUGAUAUUUUAUCCUGCCAUUUUUCACCGUUAAAUUCGUUUUAUUUGGCUACUAGCUCUGAGGACAGAUCGGUGAAAAUAUGGGAUACAAGAAAUCUCAGUACUUCUGUUUACACUUUGCUAAGACACUCUAGUGGGUGUGGAAAAGUCCAGUGGUCUCCACAUUUCGAAAGCAUAUUGGCAUCGGCUGGCAAAGAUAAGCGCGUUUGUAUGUGGGAUUUGUCACUUUACGGAAAUAUUUUAUCAGAAGAAGAUGCUUUAGAUGGUCCUCCCGAAUUAAUGUUUUUACAUGGGGGACACACUGAUAAUGUUGUUGAUAUUUCGUGGAAUCCUGCAGAGAUUUAUGAGAUUGCGAGUGUUUCUGAAGACAAUGUCUUGCAAAUCUGGCAAAUACCAGAAAGAGAAUAA